AUGGCCGCUGAUACAUCAAUAUCAUCGGAGAGUCGACGCAGCUCUAUCGCCAAAUCGCACUCUGAUACACAAAUGUUCCAACCACCACCAAAACCCGAGAAUUCAAGAGGACUAUUUAUUGAGGAGAUCUCUUCUCCGGAGAUCGGAACUGGAGACAAGAUGUGGCUAUUGCUGGGCAGUCGAUUGACAGACGAACAUCCAGAGAUUGGCCUCAAAUUUCGAGAAGAAGAGAAAAAUGUGGAGAGAAUUCUGCAAAAAGAUAAGUUAUUAAUUUUCACGGUUCCCCAAUUCUCGCAAGGAAUCUUUGGAGAGGGAUCAUUGAAGUUGAAAACACAAGAGACUUCAGUCACGAUUCCGAUUAUAUUAAAGGAGAGGCCAAUCGUUGACAAAGAGGAAACUCGUGCGAGUACCUCGAUCGAAUCCGUUUCACAUUUGUUCGCUUUUGCUGAAAAUGGAGAUUCCCAAGAAUUGACGCGACCAUUCGCCCCUCAUUUCUCUCGAGCCGACAAUGAAGGAAAUACUGUUCUCCAUGUGGCGGCUCGAAAUCAGCAAUCUUUCGCGAUGAGAACAUUUUUAUUGUCUUGCGAUCAACUGGAUCAAGAGGAAAAGAAAGUUUUGUUAAACAAGCGCAAUGGACGAGGACAAACGGCUCUCCAUUGUGCCAUACGAGCCGGCGACACUGACUCUGUUCAUUACCUUCUUCAUGCUGGAGCCUCUAUCGAAAUACCCGAUAAUCAUCAAAAUUCAGCUUUUCAUUAUCUCGGUGAUACGUACAGCGAUGCGAUAUUCAAAGAAAUUCUCGAGACAGGAUCCGCAAUGAUUGAAGAGUUGGAGAAAAAGAAUCAACAAGGCCAAACACCGCUCAUUGUGGCUGUGUCAAGACUGAAACUCUCAUUGGUUGAAAUGCUGUUAGAGUGCGGUAUUUCUGUUGAUGGAAGCGAUUCACAAGAAAGGACAGCUCUCAUGCAUGCGAUUACAAUGAAUGAUCCCGAUAUUGUCUUCUUUUUGCUACAAAAAGGAGCUGAUGCUAAUCACGAAGAUAUUGAAGGAGAAACACCGCUACUUUUAGCUAAACAGAUUAGCAACUAUUAUGUGAUGGGUGCUCUACUUGACGCUGGUGCGGAUCCAUUCCGAAAAAACGCUAAAGGGAUCAGUCUAUCCGAUAUUGAUGAUCAAACGAUUCAAGGAGUGAUCGGAGGGCAAAGAAUAUCACCUGAAUUGAAAACAAUUGGUGCAAAUCAUUCAUCGCUUUUUGGAAGAAGUUCCACAAAACAUGUGGAAGGAGGCGACGAAACGGAUGAUGAAGAUUCAGUUGGAGAAGAGAUACCCAUUCAUAUCGAUCAGAGUCCACAAACGAGCAGACGAUCGACAGGCCGACCAAUCCAGGUCCCGAUGAGUUCAUCUCUCGAAGAUGGAGGCAUUGCUAUUUCUCCCGAACAGGGUCCUUCAUCUUCAACUGCUAGACGUCGACCCCGAAAAAGUCGUUUUGAGACAAGCACAUUUGUUAAAGAUGAUAUCAGUUCACUGGAUUAUCUCACUCGGCUCCGACUCUCGAAGAUUUUGGACACAAACGCGAAAUGGCAAGAUUUAGCCAUGGAACUCGAGUGUGCCCAUAUGACGGAGUUGAUUCAAAUUUGCGCCGACGAACACUCGAGUCCGACCAUGAUUUUCCUUGAUCAAUAUGAGAUGAUUCCCGGCUCAAAAGUUUCCCUUCUUCGCGAGGCUUUCUCGCAUCUGGGAUUAAAGGAAUGCGUUUCGCUAAUCGAUACGCGUGUCACUUAU
This is a messenger RNA of Mesorhabditis belari, 1782 nucleotides long. The record is from the annotation of a GenBank genome assembly. NCBI's taxonomy places the organism in Eukaryota, Metazoa, Nematoda, Chromadorea, Rhabditida, Rhabditidae.